Molecule: messenger RNA, 3240 nt
Organism: Cydia pomonella (codling moth)
Lineage: Eukaryota; Metazoa; Arthropoda; Insecta; Lepidoptera; Tortricidae
Gene: NGR-A10
Product: prolactin-releasing peptide receptor-like
Exons: 4
Coding region: 860-2170 (436 amino acids)
Biological process (GO): G protein-coupled receptor signaling pathway
Cellular component (GO): neuron projection; plasma membrane
Molecular function (GO): neuropeptide Y receptor activity; neuropeptide binding
Source: RefSeq, a predicted model, not a curated record
AUAUACAUAUGCAUUAGGGUAUUCUAACCAGUAUACAAAGUAACACAACACCCGGUGUAGGGGUUACGAAGAAAUUAACGACUUUUAACUUUGGAGCAGCCUGUAUGUGUUAGUAGCUCCUGAGGUAAAACAUUCUCAUAGAAUAGUAUGAAACCGUCAACCUUUUUGCAAGUGACGUUUAAAAUAACACUUGCACAGUCUGUAUUGUCAAAAUCGCUGCUCAGCUUGGUCUGACCACACAAACGCAUUCGUUUGAAAACGCAAACUUAUCAAGAAUAUGUAGCAAUAAAUAUAUUUUGUCACGUAUUUUUAGACCACCUGUACUAUUACAUUUUAUUUUAGAAAUUGACCGCUUACACUUUUUUAAAGACGUUCACAUAUAAUUAAAAAAAACAUAGUUGCACAUUUUGCUAACACGACCAAUUCAAUGUCAUCCAAUCCAAUCACAUUCAAUCUGCCGUCAAGAUAGCCAUAUCAACGUUGUCAACGACCAGUCAGUCUCGGAACGCCGCCGCGAACGCACGUACGAGCGUAACUGUUGCAAAGUUUUGAAUUUCGAACUUCGUUUUUUCUGUGCAUAGUUUUGACGGUUGGAGAAUGUAAUUGGAGUUUUGGAAGUUUUUUUUGGAAUCCGUGAUAAAACCGAAAUCCAGACAUCAACAGACUUUUCACUAUUAUGGGCGCUUAGACAAAAUGGCGUCAUAGCUACAAGGCAACAUGAAGCAGUUCAGACCAGAACGAAGAAGUUGAUAAACCAAAUAUAAACACUAUGAAACGAACUGUAUUAAAAUACAGCAAAACUAGAAAUGAUAGUAACAAACCUAAAAGGUUUGUGAUGCCCAGUUAAAAAGAUUUCAUUAUGACCGAAUGGAGUACAGAACCGUCUUACAAUGACAAUUUCACAGAAAGCGCAAACGCUUCUCGUCCACCAGAUCCUAUCGAAGAUAAAGCUAUCCAAGCAGUUUUCUGCACAGCGUACACUCUUAUCUUCAUCAUAGGAAUCUUCGGAAAUGCUCUCGUGUGCUAUGCCGUCAUUAGAAACCGAGCCAUGCAAACGGUCACUAAUCUAUUCAUCACGAACUUAGCUUUGUCAGACAUAUUACUAUGCGUAUUUGCUGUACCAUUUACUCCCCUCUACACCUUCCUAGGCAGAUGGGUGUUUGGAGGUCUGCUAUGCCAUAUCAUGCCUUACGCUCAAGGCUGUAGCGUUUACAUUUCCACUCUCACUUUAACUUCCAUAGCCAUAGAUAGAUUCUUCGUGAUAAUAUACCCGUUUAAACCGCGAAUGAAGAUUAACACCUGUAUUGCAUUGAUAAUUGGGAUAUGGGUUUUCGCUUUAACAGUAACAUUCCCAUAUGGCUACUAUAUGGGUUUAGAAUAUAAUCCAGAAGCUGAAGAAAGCGAGAGAGAUAAUGCUUAUUGCGUGGAGAAAUGGCCUUCAGAUCAAAUUCGGAAAGCAUUUGGUGCCAUUACGACUAUAAUGCAAUUUGUGUUACCUUUUACCAUCAUGGCGUUUUGUUAUACAUGCGUUAGUGUUAAAUUAAAUGAUAGAUUAAAAUCAAGACCGGGGAGUAAGAAUAGUAAGAAGGAAGAUGCUGAAAGAGAAAGAAAAAGAAGAACUAAUAGAAUGUUAAUAGCAAUGGUGGCUAUCUUCGGUCUGUCUUGGCUGCCGUUGAAUCUUACUAAUAUAAGCAGUGAUUUUUACUCAUUGACAGAGCAUUGGAGAUACUACAUGGUAUUAUUCUUCUUUGCACAUUUCAUAGCAAUGUCUUCCACGUGCUAUAAUCCUUUUCUUUACGCUUGGUUAAACGAUAAUUUCCGGAAAGAGUUUAAACAGAUUCUUCCCUGUUUGGGAGUUUUAGUUAAGAAGCCUAAAAGAAAAUGCAACGCCUCUGAAAGAACAGAUAUGUUUCGAUCAGAAAAGACGUGCAACGGGAAUGAAAACACUAUACAAGAAUCUUUGUUGUCAACUGUAAAUAAAAUGCCUUCAGUUAGAUAUAAAAUGGAGUUUGAAGAUAAGAUGAAAGUGUAUGAGGACGAUGAAAAUAUAAGUCCUGACGAGAAGCCGGAGGAGAAUCCGAGUCCGAGUGAAGACUGUGUUAAUAUGUACAUGUUUGUAGAUAAAACUGUAACUACGUCGGAUAAGGAGCCCAUCGUGUCAGCGUUGUAGCUUCAAUGGUACCUACUACUUCUGGGCCCGUAAAUACAUAGUUAAUUGUUAAAGUGCAAGGAAGCUUCGUCUAGAAUUUUCAUAAUCGAUGUAAAUAUCUAAUGAAAGUAGAGAAUUGUAGAAAAAUUAAAUUGAAUUAAAUUUUAACGCCAGUUAAACAAUAUGAAUUCAUUAAGUGCUAUUUCUGCAGUUAUAGGCAAGUCAUAUUGUAUAUGACAUACUAUUUAUGAUUUUUUUUAUGAAUACAAAAGUGUGAACAAUUGUAUUUUGGUAAAAAAAGUGGAAAAAAUACUGCUUUGGCUUUCCAGAAGCCGUAUGUUCAAGUCUCACCCAAGGCAGUAGUUUUUCUACUUUCAAAUUUACUCUAAACUUAAUAGUAUCGUUCAUAUAGACUAUUCUGUUUGUUAAAAGUGAAUUUAAUUGGGGUUAGUAUCGUUUCGUCUAAAAAGCAGCUGGUCUAUGUAGCAUCUGGUCUAAAAAGCAGCUCGUCUAUAUUGCAUCUGGUCUAAAAAACAGGUGGUCUAAAAACCAAUUUGUCUAAAACGCCCAUGGCAACUGGUCUAAAAUGCUUUUCGCCUAAGAAGCAACUGGUCUAAAAAUACCUCUCGUCUAAGACGCAACUUGUCUAAAACGCUAUUCGUCUUUAAUGCAAGUAGUCUACAAUGCAUUUUGUCUAAAUUGUGUUUCUGACGUCACAGGCGUCCACAGGCUACAGAAACCGCUUAUUGGGACGUGUUUCUCGCCUAGGGAUAGUAUUGUCUUUCUUUCAUUCAUCUAAUGAUUUGUUCACAUGGACAUGCUUAGCUUUAUUAAUUAGUUUGGUUCUAAACAAUAUUUUGUUAAAAUACUUAAUUGGAUAUAACAUUAAUUAAAGUUUUUAUUUAAUUUUCUAGAUUUAAGCUAGUUAAUAUUUCUAGAUUUAAGUAGUUAGUUUGCUGUACAGUGUACAUAUUUAUUAUCAAUAAAGGCAUUAAUUAAUAGUAAUAUCAAUAUCAUCUGAAGUACGCUGUUAAAAUCUUUUGGGUUCCUCAGGGCCUCGGUGUAUAAUAAAUAAUACCUACUGAUUUUAA